Entelurus aequoreus (snake pipefish) is the source of this 1138-nucleotide messenger RNA. RefSeq names its product SPRY domain-containing SOCS box protein 4-like. NCBI's taxonomy places the organism in Eukaryota, Metazoa, Chordata, Actinopteri, Syngnathiformes, Syngnathidae. The record is from RefSeq and is a predicted model, not a curated record. Gene Ontology annotation, cellular component: SCF ubiquitin ligase complex. Bases 281 to 1138 code for a protein of 285 amino acids. Gene Ontology annotation, biological process: proteasome-mediated ubiquitin-dependent protein catabolic process. Gene Ontology annotation, molecular function: protein binding. The transcript is spliced from 3 exons.
GCGCUCCACGCCGCGGGACAUGAGGAGGGUCGCCGGAGAAGUUAGCAGCCGCAGCUGUGUCCUCCUGAAGACAUCCGGGGCAUGAAACCAGGUCACGUUCCUCUUUCAUUCAUAACUUCCUCCUCCUCCAUCUCCCUCCACCACCCCCCAGUCGGGACCUCUCGCCUCAGCUCCACCGCAUUGAUGAGGUAACGUCACGCUCCGUCCAACGCAGCACCCACCUGCACAAACACCACCCCACCCCCCGUCCCCUGCUGCCGCCACCUGAUCCAUCCCAGCCAUGGGCCAGAAGAUUUCAGGUGGCAUCAAAUCCGUGGACGGCCGCGGCGAAAGCGGUGGCUCCCCGUCCUACCGGCCCUCGGCUCAACGCAGGCAGCACCCGGAGUUGAGGGGCCCGGAUUUCUCCAAACCUCCCAGGCUGGAUCUCCUUCUGGACAUGCCGUGCGCCCCACCGGAGACACAACUUCGUCACGCGUGGAACUCGGACGAUCGUUCUUUGAACAUUUUCAUCAAAGAGGAGGAUAAGUUGACAUUUCACCGCCACCCGGUCGCUCAGAGCACGGACUGCAUCCGAGGCCGGGUUGGAUACACGAGGGGCCUGCACGUCUGGAGGAUUCACUGGCCCUCCAGGCAGCGUGGAACCCACGCUAUCGUCGGGGUGGCUACCUCUGAAGCUGCCUUACAUUCUGUGGGGUACACUGCCUUGGUGGGGUCAGACUGCGAGUCCUGGGGCUGGGAUCUGGGACGUAACCGCCUCUAUCACGACAGCAAAAACCGGGCGCACAGCUCGCUGCCAACUUACCCUUCUUUCCUGGAGCCGGAGGAGUCGUUCACCCUGCCGGACUCUCUGCUGGUCAUUCUGGACAUGGACGAAGGGACGCUGAGCUUCAUGGUGGAAGGACAGUACUUAGGAGUGGCGUUCCGAGGGUUGAAAGGCAAGAAGCUCCAUCCCAUCGUCAGCGCUGUGUGGGGCCAUUGCGAGAUAUCCAUGAAGUACAUCAACGGACUUGAUCUGCGGAAUACUGUGCAACACCCGUCCUUGGAGGACGGCGUCAGCACUGAGUCAGCGCUGGAGAACAACGCCUGCCGUCUUCAGAACAUGAGCCAGUGUUUCCAUAUAUUGACUUAUUCAUAUUAG